GACAUCAUUGGUCAUUUAGAGACUACGUCAUGUGACUCCCUGGCAUGGCCUUCACCGUAGCGCACGUGUCUGAUUUGCGAUUCAAGAGAUCAACAUAGUGAGGAAACCCAAGUCGUGUUGCCAAAGCAAGUAGAAAGAGUGACUCGAAGCAUCUAAAAGGUCAAUGUCGGGGAACGUCGCUCAGCUGCGGAAUGACUCCUUCCUUCUCAUAAUUCAGCCCCGCAGCUCCUCUCCCGUACGUUAUCUCCUUUUCCCGUCUGAGUUGCGCUUAGCGUCUGCCCGGCAGGGAGUUCCCGGAGUACACCGGAGCUGAGCGAUUCUGACAGGAAGCGGCGCACUACCUGCCGAGGGAGCCGGUGUACCACUGGUGGUAUUUGGAAAACACUUUGGAAAGUACUCCGCUACCGAAAAUUGUUUUGUUUUGUUUCCCCCCUCCACCACCAUGCCCGUCAUUGUGUCGGAGGAUGGGGAGAGGCCAGGCGGCCGCCUGACCGUCGUUCCGAUCUCCCACAUCAGCACCGACGUGAACCACGACCACCACUCGGUCACGGGCAGAUUGGUCCACAAAGGUCCCCUGGUUUCGUCGUCAAUUUACGACUUCAUCCUGAAGGCCGCCAUCGAAGAAGGCAACUCCAGCCCUCAGGAGACAUCGUCCAUCAACCUCGUCCUGCUGGGGGCGCUGGCCAGUGACUUCUCUCAGUUUGUCAAUCAAGGGGACGUGGUGACGGCCUCCGGCUUCUUGGUGAGCAAAUCUCCUACGGCUCAAAAGGACAAACGGCACGCGUGCAACCUGCUGCUGUCGGGAGACCAGGCCUUCAUCCAUGUGUUGCGGUCUCCGCCCCAUGACCUCACAUCUCCAGGCCAAGCCAAGAGAAAGAAACGUUUUCCUCCUGCUGCGGUUGCCAGUCCUACAAAGUCCACAUACGUCAGGAUCGCGGAGCUGAAACCCGGAGCCGUGGUCAAUGUGUACGGUGUGGUGGUCUUCUUCAAACAGCCCUUCAAGAGCCGCGGCUCAGACUUCUGCUACAGCCUGAAGAUCACCGACCAAUCCCAGCAAAAUAUUGUCUGCACCAUUUUCUGCCCCAAACUGGAGUUGCUGCCCCAAAUCUUCCGAAUCGGCGACAUCGUCCGCUUACACCGAGUCAAGACUAAGAUGUACAAAGAUUCCCUAAAUCUGGUCAACUGGUUUGGCUUCUCCGCACUAACCUUUAACGGGACGGUGGGCGCUGAGAUGAACCCUCGGACCUCCAGCAAGACCUUCCACUUCACCGAGGAGGACCGUCGCAUCGUGACGGAACUGCGAUCGUGGGUGGCCGGCCGGGAUCUUCUGCCCCCGGACCUCACCGUCCCGCUGUCUGCCGCUAAGCCCGGAAUGUACUUCAACCUCACCUGCCAGCUGCUGGCCAAAGCACCCGUCAACAUCACCUGCACUCUGCUUCGGGUGUGGGACGGGACCCGGUGUCCUCACGCUCUGCUGGAAGUGACGGUUGACGCAGACGUCGUGGAGGGGCCGCGCUCCUUCCCCGAGGAGCACGAGAAACUCAUUGCCAACGUGCUGGUGUUCGACAACCACGUGCAGUCCGUACAGCAGCUCAAGCCUGGAGACUUCUUGAGAAUCUUCAACCUGCGGGCCAUCGCGGGUUGCGUCAAGGUUCCGGGGCUAACCAGCAGCCAGGUGGGGGUGCUCAACCAUCUUUCCUUCCACCUGCACGGCGGCACGGCAUACGGCAGGGGCGUACGCCUUCUGCCCGACGACAGCCCCGAGGUUCAGGAGCUCAAGAGGCUGACGGAGGCCGUCCAGGACGACACCAACAUCAACGACUCGGCACUGUGGGACGUUUGGAAGACGCCUCCAGAGACUCCUGAGCGCGAGGCGUCAGCGGAAUUCAGAACCGAGAACAGUUGCCGUCACGACGUCGACCGGGUGACGCUGUGCGAGCUGCGGCGUCGCCGGCCCGCCGGCUUUCAUCACGUCAGAGCACGCGUGCAGUCCUACCGACCCCGCAGACUCUACCAGGCUCUCAAACUCUACUGCAGCAAGUGCACCUCCAUGCUGGAGGUCCCCGACGACAAGCGCGUGGCGAGCGUGUUCUGCGAGGCUUCGGCCGACCCGAGGGGGCCCCGCCGCCCGCCGCCCUGGUCCCUGUCCGGCCAGGUCCGCCUGCCCGACGACCUCGCGGCGGAUGAGCCCGGUCGCGCGCUGGACGUUCACGUAUCGGCGCAGCUCACGUCGGAAGGGAAGACGAAGGAGCUCCUCUUCCUCGGGGGUUCCACAUUACAGGAAGCGCGUCACCUCGCUGCCACGUACCGCAACGUGGUCCCCGUCAGGUCGUCACCGGGGGGUCAUCUGGCGCCGCUGGACCUGAGCGCGCCGUUCAUCUUCCGAGGAAGAAAGAGCUUCUACGGGUGUAAGCGGUGUUCCAAGGUGGCCGCCAUUACAGAACCGACAGCUGAUGGGGACAAAACGAUUGACGAGAAGAUCAUCGCUGAAGCGUUUGGCAUCCACCUUCUGAAGUGGGUCCUGGUGCUGGAGUUCCGUCUGCAGGACGCCGGCGGCACGUUGGACGCGUACCUGUGGAGAGACGCGGAGUCUUUCUUCAAUGUGUUGGCGGAGGACGCAGCAGCCGACCAGGAGGCUCAGGACAGAAUCCAACGAACGAUGGACUGGAUUUGUCCACCGGAGGGCAGUGCUGGCGAACGGCCGUGGCUGGACUUGUGUUUGGCUGCGUACCAAACCGAAGACGGGGAAAACGGAAAGGAGCAAACCUCCUACCAGAUCUGUCACACGAGCGCACCCUCACACCAACACCUUCAACUAUGACCACUUUCAUUAUUUUCAAAAUGACAGCUCUGAGGACCCUUCAUCAUGUGACGUCCCUUCAAAAUAAGUCAGGUGCAACCUGUGUGUGUUUCAUCUUCAUUCUAAUUUUAUUACAGGUUUCUUAACAUUUGUUUACACUUCCGUUAAUAUUAAAUAAAGUUCUGAU
This is a messenger RNA of Syngnathoides biaculeatus (alligator pipefish), 2987 nucleotides long. It is a transcript of the gene pot1, whose product is annotated as protection of telomeres 1 homolog. Gene Ontology annotation, cellular component: chromosome, telomeric region; nuclear telomere cap complex. Bases 443 to 2821 code for a protein of 792 amino acids. The record is from RefSeq and is a predicted model, not a curated record. Lineage: Eukaryota; Metazoa; Chordata; Actinopteri; Syngnathiformes; Syngnathidae. The transcript has 20 exons. Gene Ontology annotation, molecular function: G-rich strand telomeric DNA binding; telomerase inhibitor activity. Gene Ontology annotation, biological process: regulation of telomere maintenance via telomerase; telomere capping.